Boleophthalmus pectinirostris (great blue-spotted mudskipper) is the source of this 2534-nucleotide messenger RNA. RefSeq names its product heat shock protein 5 (gene hspa5). Gene Ontology annotation, molecular function: ATP-dependent protein folding chaperone; ATP binding; misfolded protein binding. The transcript is spliced from 9 exons. Bases 193 to 2148 code for a protein of 651 amino acids. Gene Ontology annotation, biological process: protein refolding; cellular response to unfolded protein; endoplasmic reticulum unfolded protein response. The record is from RefSeq and is a predicted model, not a curated record. Lineage: Eukaryota; Metazoa; Chordata; Actinopteri; Gobiiformes; Gobiidae. Gene Ontology annotation, cellular component: endoplasmic reticulum chaperone complex; nucleus; cytoplasm.
ACGACGGGACAGAAGUGAAGGCUUAUAUAUGGACUGAGCCUGGCCCAUUGAGUAUCAGUUUAUUCAAGAACAAGGCAAGAACGUAGGCAACGCUGGGACAUUUUGCGGCUUGCGUUUAGGCUACGUAGAGGCCUUUGUACAAAGUAAUAUUUGAGGCUUUUUCCCCCAUCAAUUUUAAGAGAACUAGAAGAGAUGAAGCUGGUUUGGGUUAUGUUUUUGGUGGUCGGCACAGCAUUUGCCGAUGACGACGACAAAAAGGAGAAUGUGGGCACUGUCGUUGGAAUUGACCUGGGAACCACCUACUCAUGUGUUGGCGUGUUCAAGAAUGGCCGUGUAGAGAUCAUUGCCAAUGACCAGGGAAACCGCAUAACGCCAUCAUAUGUAGCCUUCACUAGUGAGGGUGAGCGUCUGAUUGGUGAUGCUGCCAAGAACCAGUUAACUUCUAACCCUGAGAACACAGUCUUUGAUGCCAAGAGGCUCAUUGGACGUAUCUGGGGUGAUCCUUCUGUCCAGCAGGAUAUCAAGUACCUGCCAUUCAAGGUGUUGGACAAAAAGAGCAAACCUCAUAUCCAAAUAGACAUUGGAGGUGGCACCAUCAAGACCUUUGCGCCUGAGGAGAUUUCUGCCAUGGUCCUGACUAAGAUGAAGGAGACUGCUGAAGCCUACUUGGGAAAGAAGGUCACACAUGCAGUUGUCACAGUUCCUGCCUACUUCAAUGAUGCUCAGCGUCAGGCAACCAAGGAUGCUGGUACCAUUGCCGGUCUCAAUGUAAUGAGAAUCAUUAAUGAGCCAACGGCGGCUGCUAUUGCUUAUGGCUUGGAUAAGAAGGAUGGAGAGAAGAAUAUUCUUGUGUUUGAUUUGGGUGGUGGCACAUUUGACGUCUCUCUUCUGACCAUUGACAAUGGUGUAUUUGAAGUGGUCGCAACCAAUGGGGAUACCCAUCUAGGAGGAGAAGAUUUCGAUCAGCGUGUCAUGGAGCACUUUAUUAAGCUUUACAAGAAGAAGACUGGCAAAGAUGUUCGUAAAGACAAUCGUGCUGUCCAAAAACUGCGCCGUGAAGUUGAAAAGGCCAAGAGGGCACUUUCUGCUCAACAUCAGGCACGCAUUGAGAUUGAGUCUUUCUUUGAAGGAGAAGACUUCUCUGAAACUCUAACUCGAGCCAAAUUUGAAGAGCUUAACAUGGACCUGUUCCGUUCCACCAUGAAGCCUGUUCAGAAGGUGCUGGAAGAUGCCGACUUGAAGAAAUCUGACAUUGAUGAGAUUGUGCUAGUUGGUGGUUCAACUCGUAUCCCCAAAAUUCAGCAGCUAGUGAAGGAAUUUUUCAAUGGCAAGGAACCCUCAAGAGGCAUCAACCCAGAUGAGGCUGUGGCUUAUGGGGCUGCUGUGCAGGCAGGAGUGCUUUCUGGCGAAGAAGAUACCGGUGAUGUGGUUCUUCUUGAUGUGUGCCCCCUAACCCUUGGUAUUGAGACUGUUGGAGGAGUAAUGACCAAGCUGAUUCCCAGAAAUACUGUGGUCCCUACAAAGAAAUCUCAGAUCUUCUCUACAGCAUCUGACAACCAGCCAACUGUCACUAUCAAAGUUUAUGAAGGUGAGCGUCCCUUGACAAAAGACAACCAUCUGCUGGGUACCUUCGACCUAACUGGCAUUCCUCCUGCCCCUCGUGGUGUACCCCAAAUCGAGGUUACCUUUGAAAUAGAUGUCAAUGGCAUUUUGCGUGUGACUGCUGAGGACAAGGGCACAGGCAACAAGAAUAAAAUUACAAUCACAAAUGACCAGAACCGUCUAACUCCUGAGGACAUUGAACGUAUGGUGAAUGAUGCAGAACGCUUUGCUGAUGAAGAUAAGAAACUAAAGGAGAGAAUUGAUGCCCGAAAUGAGCUUGAAAGCUAUGCAUAUUCUCUGAAGAACCAGAUUGGUGAUAAGGAAAAGCUUGGUGGUAAGCUGUCAGAUGAUGACAAGGAAGCCAUUGAGAAGGCAGUAGAAGAGAAAAUUGAAUGGAUGGAGUCUCAUCAAGAUGCUGAUCUGGAGGACUUUCAAGCUAAGAAGAAAGAAUUGGAAGAGGUUGUUCAGCCAAUCAUCAGCAAACUUUAUGGCAGUGCGGGUAGUCCACCACCUGAGGGUGAGCAGGAUGAGAAGGAUGAAUUAUAGGCAGGUUUAAACUUAAAUCACUGUCAUCCCUUCCCUUGUACUGGAUUUUGUUGCUCAACUGACUCUAAAAGUGAGAGGGAUGAUUGUGAAGGGGGCAGGAAACCACAACCACCAACACCAUGCAUCAUACUGAAAGACUUUAAAGUUUAGAUAUGUGAAACGGAGUUCUCUUCGCUGGAAGGCGGAGAUAUUUGUCAGCCUACAUUUUGAGGCUUGCUGCUGUUCUCAGGCAGUUCUGAUGGGAGGUGGGGAGGGGGGGGUCUGCGGUGGGAUGGGUUCAAGAGUAGUGUCUGUGUGUUAGUGUUUUUGUUUUUUCACAGGCAAUGUUAAAACUUAUUUAUUAAAUCUGGACAUGGAUGCUGAAAUAAAUAUUUGAUACAAAAUUA